Messenger RNA from Rhagoletis zephyria (snowberry fruit fly), 1426 nucleotides. RefSeq lists its product as uncharacterized. The record is from RefSeq and is a predicted model, not a curated record. Lineage: Eukaryota; Metazoa; Arthropoda; Insecta; Diptera; Tephritidae.
UGUGGCGAGCGUGCGCGCAUUCGUAACGAUCGAAUGUUGUGCCGCUCAGUCAACAAAUCGCAAUCAGCUAGCCAGUUUAAUAUGUAAACUGACGCGGCCAAUAGCACAACAACUUGCUGGUGCAGUGCGGCUAGAAGUGAUGCCAAAUAGCGCGCGCGUUAACGAAAUUACGAAAAGCGAAAAAGUUAGUGAUUUAAAAGGAAAAAGUCAAACAAAAAGAUCGAAAAUUGCAAAACUUAUUGCCAACAUAAAUGAACUGCGCAAAAUGUUUCUCCGUCGCGCCAUACAAGUCGCCACAGUGUUGAUUUAUUGGUUUGUUAUUGUGCCGGUGAUUGCCAAGUAUUUGGAGGACAUCAAAUGGAUGCGUCGCGGCAAAUGGACACGCAAGAAAUUGGGCUUCUAUGGCAUUGCUGCAUUCACUUUCAUCUUCGUCUACUUUCUCUGCAUGUACGCGUACAUGUUGUGUAAGCGUUGGGAACGUAAAAUACUUACCGACAUGAAGCAGUCGGGCAGCAAGGCGGCCGAGUCUGAGGCACCCUCAGCAGCCACAUCGAUGGCCACCGUGGCCGAAAUAGAGCCACUCGAGCGUAUGCGUCCAACGCGACCAGCUCUUCUGCCAGCGCCAGCUGUUAGCAGUGCUAGUGCGCGCCUAUUGACUAAGGAGCAGCAGGCGCAGGAAAAGGACGCGAACGUGCAUCAACUACAACAACAGCAGCAGACGGGCACACGCAGCAAAGUGAAAAUUCUACGUUCAGCACCGAAAAUACCAACAGUACAUCGGCUAUUACCGUCACCUACAACCACCACAUUGCCGGUAAUUGUUACCACACCGCUGGCGCCGCUGCAAGAGCAGCCGCCCUAUGGCAGUGAACUCGAGGCGAAAAAUAAAAGGUUAAGUCGCGCGGAACGUUUAACAGCGGAAUUAGCGGAGAUUUUGCGGCGAUAUUAUCGCAUGAGUACGGGCAACGGCACUAAUAAGGCAACGACAACGAUGAUGGAGCGCGUGUGAAAAGCGAUUUGGGCGGGGUUAAAGAUAGCGUUGUGAUUGAACAGCGUAUUAAAGAAAAUUAGUUUUAUGAGUUUCUUAAGUAGGACACUUAAGCAGGAAUAAUGAAAGCUAUUGGGAUUUUUUCUAGCACACUUUGAAAUGGUAUUUUGAUGAGAAUCCUUAAUUGAAGCUUUUUAUUAUUGAAUAGCAAAAGCAUAAAUACGAAAUUUCGAAUGCGAAAAAAAAAUUAAAUUAGAAUGCGAAACUUUCGACGAAAUCUCUUUGAUUUAUGAACAAAAAGUGAAAAUAUAAGUAUGUAUGUGCGAAUAAAAUACAAAUACAAAUUUUAAUCGAAGAUAAUGGGAAUAAGUGAGGAACAUUUAAAAAUACUAAAACAAAAAUAUAACGAAAAAAGUGAAAUAAGAAAUGAUUAAAAAU